Messenger RNA from Acaulospora morrowiae, 754 nucleotides. The record is from the annotation of a GenBank genome assembly. Lineage: Eukaryota; Fungi; Glomeromycota; Glomeromycetes; Diversisporales; Acaulosporaceae.
AUGAGCAAUAUAUACAUUCAGGAGCCACAUACCAGUGGCAAGGUUGUCCUUCAUACAACUGCAGGUGAUAUUAGCAUAGAGCUUUUCUCAAAGGAAACACCUAAAGCAUGCCGAAAUUUCGUACAAUUGGCCUUGGAAGGACAAUAUGACGGAACUAUUUUUCAUAGGUAUUAUAGCAAUCGGUGGUUUACAAACGUUACGCCAGAAGGAAUAAUCGUUUAUUUUUUGCUCAGGAUAGUUCCUGGAUUUAUUAUACAAGGAGGUGAUCCUACUGGCACUGGUUUUGGUGGUGAAUCAAUAUAUGGAGGUCCAUUCGCAGACGAAUUCCACACACGGUUGAGAUUCGUACGAAGAGGAUUGGUCGCAAUGGCAAACGCCGGGAAGAGCGAUAAUCGCAGUCAAUUUUUCAUCACAUUAGAUAGAGCAGACGAAUUGCAAAACAAACAUACAAUUUUUGGAAAAGUGGCAGGAGAUACAAUUUUUAAUGUCCUGAAGAUCGGUGAGCUUGAAGUGGAUGAGAACGAAAGACCUCUUUACCCACCCAAAAUUACUUCUAUCGAAGUGACGUACAACCCAUUCGACGAUAUAAUUCCGCGCAUUUCUGAAGUUGAAAAAAAGGUGCAGUCAUCAGCUUCCGUUGUGCAGAAAGAGGAACCACCCAAGAAGAGAAUAAAAAAAAACGUUGCAUUGCUAUCAUUUGGUGAAGAAGCUCAGGAACUUGAUGCCGAUAAUGACCCAAAUUUGAAAAUUAAGA